UCAACGCAAUGGUUUCCAGUCAACUAUACUUUUACCACCUUGUGGAACUGUUGAGGACCAGCAAUGCACUCAAGGAAUCUGCCCUUGGUAUGUACAUUUACACAAUAGCUCCUCUGAUUGUCUAUAUCAUGCGUGUCGUUCGGCACAUUCUGAGUAAUGGCGGGUUGAGCCGUUUUGUACGUAAACGUAUUAAUUACGCAAUCAUACCGUGGCCGCCCAACACACUUACAUUGUAGGGAGUGGUAAUGCGCCCUCGUAUAUCAGAUAACUUCUAUUGAAAAUUGAUUUUUUAUUCAUUAAUUACAAUGCUGAUCUCAAACCGAAAUCGCAUGCUCCAUAUAAAGCUUGGAAAUACUUUGGUGGUGCGUCCAGCAUGUGACGCACCAUUUUCAGAUCUGGAUGGACCUGAGGAUGCAAGUUUACUAUGGAGAAUGAAAGCAUGGAUUGAAGCUCGGCUCAGUGCAACGAAAUCCUGUCUCUCGGACAUUAUAAAAGCUCUGCUCAGUGCGACGAUAUCCUAUCUCUGGGACAUUAUAAAAGGUAUCCUUAAACAAUGGAUUUGGCGACUUGCUCGGGCUAUUCUCGGAUUCUUGGUUCUUGGUAUUUUGGGAGCAGUAGCAGGUUUGUUCAGAGUCAUCUUACUGCAGAGUAUUGAUUCGAUUCCAGUAUUGGACUCAAACCCAGGAAAUGGAUUUGCUGUGCUGGGGAAACUAUCUGAUUAUGGAGGUAUAAUGGAAGUCUGGACUGGAUUUGCUGUACAGUGGACGCUAACUAAUUAUGGACGUAUAGUGGAACUGUUGACUGGUGUUCUUGAAAAAUCGACUUGGCCAAUCAAUUGCUGUGGGCAUUCUCGGAUUCUGGUGUUUUGUAUUUCGAUAUCAGAACCAGGAUUUGCUGUGCAGUGGACGCUAACUAAUUAUGGACGUAUAGUGGAACUGUUGACUGGUGUUCUUGAAAAUCGAUUUGGCCAAUCGCUGGGUCAUUCUCGGAUUCUGGGUGUUUUGUAUUUCGGCAGCAGUAGCAGGGAGUCUGUUGUUCUACUGGGAGAUCGACAGGUACAAGUCUAUGGUUGGUGCCUUGAUUGGCUUGACGGAGAAAGAAAGGGAUAACUUGGUCUCAAAGAUUCAUAGAUUGAUUUGUUCGCCGAAGAAGGAGAAUCUCACAUGCUUCAUCACAACCCACUAUCGCAGAAAAAAGUUAUUACGUAUCCUGUUUGACUACACUGAACCUUCA
Haliotis rubra (blacklip abalone) is the source of this 1233-nucleotide messenger RNA. RefSeq lists its product as uncharacterized. The coding region runs from base 306 to 1109 and encodes 267 amino acids. The record is from RefSeq and is a predicted model, not a curated record. The transcript has 10 exons. NCBI's taxonomy places the organism in Eukaryota, Metazoa, Mollusca, Gastropoda, Lepetellida, Haliotidae.